Phytophthora nicotianae INRA-310 is the source of this 2122-nucleotide messenger RNA. RefSeq lists its product as hypothetical. Gene Ontology annotation, molecular function: NAD binding; oxidoreductase activity, acting on the CH-OH group of donors, NAD or NADP as acceptor. The transcript is spliced from 4 exons. Lineage: Eukaryota; Oomycota; Peronosporomycetes; Peronosporales; Peronosporaceae. The record is from RefSeq and is a predicted model, not a curated record. Bases 413 to 2122 code for a protein of 569 amino acids.
AAAAGCCGCGGCUUUAUUCGACUUUAAUCGUUUUAUUGGUCAAUUUUGCCGAUCGGCAAAAUUGACUUUAUUCGACUUAAGCCAAUAAAGCCGCGGCUUUAUUCGUCCGUUCCAUCCGGUUGGAAGGGUUUACAACGGGCUGUUAUCCGGACGACCACACCUUACGAUUGACGCAGCAGAGCCCGCCAGCAAGGAGCCGCUGCGACGAAAGACUCGCCGCCAAGGACGUCGUGGCUUACACGUUGCUCGUCAAUCUCAACGAUACAUGGACCCCAAAAGCUCGGAUGUUUCAGUAUGCCCGAGCAGACCGCGUAGGCCAAGAUGACCUAGCGCAACAGCGACAGCAUUGUCGAGUAUAACCGAUGCCUCUCGCCGUGACCACGUGCAUUUUCGCAACUUACACUCCAAGCAAAUGAAGGUCGUGUGCGUGCUGUCCGAGGGCGGCGACGCCGGCAAGCGCAAUUCCAACAUCCUGGGCUGCGUCGAGAACGAGCUGGGCUUGCGCAUGUUCCUCGAGGACCGCAGCCACGAGUCCGUCGUGACGUCCGACAAGGACGGGAACGACUCGGAGUUCGCGCGCCAUCUGCACGACGACGACGUGGUCAUCUCGCAGCCCUUCUGGCCGGCCUACAUCACUCGCGAGCGCGUUGCCAAGGCGUCCAAGCUCAAGCUGGCCAUCACGGCCGGCAUCGGCUCCGACCAGGUGGACCUGGUGGUGGCGUGCGACCGCAACAUCACCAUGACCGUGGUCACGGGCUCCAACAUCAACGCACUAAUGAACAAGUGGAUAGAAACGGAUAAACUGAAGCCGGAAAAUGUUUUCAGUAAAUUGAGACUUGACCGCGGUGUGGAUGCCUUAUUAGACAGGAAUGAACAAACUCUGGCAGCGUUUAUCUCGAUGUACAACGCAAGGAAUCCAGACAGCAGGGCAUCAUCGAUUGGGAUGUUUGUGGCGCAGUAUGGAGAUAAUGCUGUGGCCGAGACCCUCGUCUUAGCAAGGUCUGAAAGUGCUUUGGAGCCCCUGGCAAGAAAUCUGCAGCAGCAGCAGUUCCACGAAUGGCAGAAGAGCAAGAAAUCUGCUGACGAUGUUUUCAAGCUCAUGAAUAUUGAAGAGAAGGAUUUCUCCCAUAUUAUUAGCCCGAAGUUGGAGAUAGUGAAGGGGUACAUCAUGUUGCUCAAGGCUACGAAUCCCGAAGACACGACUGACUUACUCUCUGUGGUUAGUAAUGGUUUCAAAGGCGACGGUGCUCUUGCGCAAGCAAUCGUUAAGAAACUGGCGAUGUUACACUCACGUAAUCCUGUCGCCGCUGUCGCCUCCACUGCUGCUGAGUUCGAAAUGUUGUUGUUUAGGCGGUGGUUCAAGAGCAAGAUCGAUCCGGUUAGCUUUUACAGGCAAGUCUUUGGUGUAGAGGAGGCUAAUGCCGGUCGUUGGCAGAAGGCGGUUGUACGCCGUACCUGGAUAAUUACCGCCUCUAAGAUAACGACGACCGACUUGUCAGACGACAUUCGUUUGUUCGCUACUAGUCAAAUUGGCAGGCCCUCUUAUCGACUAUUGAGAACCUACGACGAAGAAAGAGGCCACCUUGGUGGUCUGAUCCAUACCGGGACGUCGAAAGUCGAUGACCUUCUCGCGUCCGCAAAGCUGAAGGAAUAUGAGGCGCUGGUGAACAAGUUACAGCUCGGUGAUGACAUCGUCACCUCUCUAAGAAGCUCGCAACUGGAGAACUUGAAGCAGUUUGUUGCCAGUUUCAAUCAUGGCAAAGAGCUUAAGCACCAAAUCUCGUUGAUUGCACCACUUUCAGCUAAGUACGGAGAUGACAUAGUGGCAAAGACACUCGUGGACUUGGAGCGAAAGGCCGAUACAGUCCCAGAGUUGGCGAACUUGGUGAAGCAAUUGCGGAGCGAACAGCUGAUGGAGUGGCUGAAGAAAGACAAAAAUGUCGACGAAGUUUUCAACCUACUAAAGCUGAAGGAAGACGGCUACCGAGUCCUUCGCAGUCGAAAGAUCGAGGUGUUGGAAGACUACAUUACGCUAUUCAACCGCGAGAAAUCAGUAGAUGAAACUCUGCUGAAGGUCUUGACAACAGGCGUCGCUGGGGAUGUUUUCCAAGUAUAUCGCUAA